CUCGCCUUUUAAUUUUUUUAAAAUUUCUUUUUUUGCAAAAUUUGUUCAUCAUGUUUAUCAAUUAUAACAAUUUUUUAUAAUGCCAUCUUUUCACACCAAAACUAUAGAAAAUAUUUUAGGGCCUGUUGCUGAUCAGGUUUCUAGGUUGGUAAUAUUGCACGAAGAAGCAGAGGAUGGAAAAGCUAUGCCUGAUCUUGGCAAACCCAUCAAGGCUGUUAGCCGAGCAGUUGACAAUUUAGUUCGAGUUGGCAAGGAUACCUACCAUAAUAGCGAAGACAAAGUAUUGAAACAAGAUAUGCCCAUAGCAUUACACCGGGUCGAAGAAGCGUCCAAAUUUUUAGAACAAGCCUCCGAAUUACUCGUCGAUGACCCUUUUUCAUUAUCCGCUCGCAAAAAAUUGAUCGAUGGAGCAAGGGGUAUUCUACAAGGAACGUCGCUACUUUUACUAGCCUUCGACGAGUCAGAAGUUCGUAAAAUUAUAGCUCAAUGUAAAAAAGUAUUGGAAUACUUUGCAAUAGCCGAGGUCAUCGAAAAUAUGGAAGAUUUGGUUAAGUAUGUUAAAGAUUUAACGCCUAGCCUUACAAAUGUCACCAAAAUGGUAUCAUUCAGGGAGAAAGAAUUAACUCAUCAAGUGCAUUCGGAAAUUUUGCAGCGUAGCUUAAUUAACAUAAAAGAUCAGACACCUCUAUUAAUAUCGAGCAUGAAGAUAUAUAUUCAAAUUUUAAAUCAAGGAGGCAAAGGGAUCGAAGAAUCGCGUGCUAAUCGUAACUACCUUAUAACCUGCAUGAGUCAAACGGUCGAAGAAAUUAUAAGAAUCCUGCAACUCACCACUUAUGAAGAAGACGAGUCUUCUCUCGAUGAAAUUACUAUUAUGAAAAAGGCUUUAAAAGCUUUUGAAAGCAAAUUGAUAGCCUGCCAUGAUUGGCUCCAAGAUCCAAAUGCGAUCCAGGGUGGAAUGGGAGAAAAGGCCAUCCGUAAUACAUUAGAAAACGCUCUAAAGAUAGCUAGCAAAUGUAACAAAAGUGAUAAGGACAUCAUAACUAAAGCCGUCGGUGAUAUAUCUGCCUUAACGGACGCUUUAUGCGAAUUAAGAUUGGAUGAUAAGGGCGAUAGUCCACAGGCUCACUCUCUCUCUAAAAGCGUACAACAAUCAUUGUCUUCCCUCAACGAAAAACUAGCCUCGGCCGUGUCCCGAUUUAUCUCUUCAUCUCCUGUCACUUCCCAUCUUCCUCACUUUUCUUCGCACCAAAAUGAAGGUGUAGAUGAAACUCUAAAUGAAUGCUGCAAAAGGGGUAAAGCCUGGCUAGCACGACCCAUGGCUUUUUCGGUCCGAGAACGAGAGAAAGCUGUUGCAUCCCUUAUGCGAGUUACAAGCUUUGCACAUCGUAUGGAAGUUUUGGCUCCCGGGGGGGAGGAAGGAUUAGAAAAGGCAGUAAGGAGACUAGAGGAGAUGUGUAAGAAAAGGCCCGAAAAUAAGGAAAAUCAAAUGGCGUGCCAGCAAUUAGCUCAAACCAUUUCUAAUCAAAUAGAUGAAUAUGAAUUUUUGAUAAAUAAGAAUUUAACAGCUCAAGCCCUGGCGUACUUUUUGGAUAUCAUUUCACCGCUUAAACAUUUUCUCGAAGCAAUUAUUAUUCCGUUAGACAAUCCAGAUCGAGAAGAUAUUUUUGAUGAAAGAGCUAAGAAUUUAUUAAAAUUUACCAAUCAAAUUAGUGAUAUUUUAAAAUUAUUUGCAAAUAACGGAAAUAUUGGAAAGAAAAACGCGGAAGAACUACGUUUAAUGGCCAAACAAAUUGAAGAUUUAACCCAUCAACUUGUGUCAGCCGCCAAAAUUAAAUUUCAUUUCCCAGACAACAAACAUGCCGAAGAACACUUCAAUAUAUUAUAUCAGAAACUUUCGGAAAUGGUUGUUAACGCCCGUAAUUUAUUAGAUGCCUCCCUGAAUAGCGAAAUUUUUAUACACGUAGCUUUGGAAAAUAUUAAUCAUCACUCAACCGAAUGUGAGCAAGCGUUUGCUCACAACCAACCACAACGUUUCGUCGAGAACACAUCGCAAAUAGCAAGAUUAGCUAAUCGAGUUUUAAUGAUAGCUAAGCAAGAAAGUGAAAAUUCGGAGGAUUACGAAUUUCAUCAACAAAUAGACAAGGCUUCGUUAACACUCAAUAAAGAUAUUUUGAAUAUGGUGCAAAAUGCAACGCAAAUCGCUUCGGACUUUCAAAAUAAUAUUUUACUUAGCAAAUGGAGAGACGCAAAUAAUGGAAUUCUAACUUCCGUUAAAAGGGUACAACUGGCUAUAAAUGGAAAUGGAUCAUUAUCCAAUAAUUUACAAAAACUUCGAUUGUCUCCAUACAAUAAAACAAGACCUGAUUCUUCAACCGAUAAUUAUAAAACUAGGAACCCAGGAGACACAAUUCAUUCAAAAUCACCAUUGCCAAAUAUUGUACCACCUAGGCCACCGCCCCCAGAAACAGAUGAUGAAGAUGACUAUAUGCUUAAAUUCCCUCCUAAUGAAAAUCAACCUAUUCUACAAGCUGCUCAUUCACUUCAUCAAGAUAUACGGCAAUGGUCAAGUAGAGACAAUGAAAUUAUUGCAGCAGCCAAACGAAUGGCUUUGUUUAUGGCAAAAUUAAGUCAAUUAGUUAGAGGUGAAUGUGGAUCUAAAAGAGACUUGAUUGAUUGUGCUAAAGAUAUUGCCGAAUCUUCAGGAGAUGUAACUAGAUUAGCUAAAGAACUGGCGAAACAAUGUACUGACAAGAGAAUGCGAACUAAUUUGCUUCAAGUAUGUGAAAGAAUCCCUACUAUUGCCACUCAGCUUAAAAUCCUGUCUACAGUUAAAGCGACUAUGUUAGGAGCUCAAGCUUAUUGUUUGCAUGACGAUUCUACUCAAUAUGGUAGUGAUGAAGACGUGGAGGCAACCGAAAUGUUGGUUGGUAAUGCUCAAAACCUAAUGCAAAGCGUUAAAGAAACAGUAAAGGCCGCCGAGGCUGCUUCUAUUAAAAUAAGGACCGAUUCUGGAUACACAUUAAGAUGGGUACGGAAAAGGCCCUGGUACCAGUAUUAAUUUUUUUAAAUGCGCCGAUUAUCUAGCAAAUUGUUAUUUUCCCUCUUAUCAAAUGGUCAUUUAUUUUUAUAUUUAAACACUUUUUGUAAACAUCACAGCUACUUAACUAUUUAUUUAUCAUGGCCAAUUUGUCUUCUGCUUAUUAUUUUUAUAAAUAAAUAUUAU
Gordionus sp. m RMFG-2023 is the source of this 3223-nucleotide messenger RNA. RefSeq names its product vinculin-like. The record is from RefSeq and is a predicted model, not a curated record. Gene Ontology annotation, molecular function: actin filament binding; beta-catenin binding; alpha-catenin binding. Gene Ontology annotation, biological process: cell adhesion. Gene Ontology annotation, cellular component: cytoplasm; adherens junction; cell-cell contact zone. Lineage: Eukaryota; Metazoa; Nematomorpha; Gordioida; Chordodea; Parachordodidae. The transcript is spliced from 24 exons. The coding region runs from base 80 to 3058 and encodes 992 amino acids.